Lobosporangium transversale is the source of this 1116-nucleotide messenger RNA. RefSeq names its product ubiquitin-conjugating enzyme/RWD-like protein. Bases 162 to 1001 code for a protein of 279 amino acids. The transcript is spliced from 5 exons. The record is from RefSeq and is a predicted model, not a curated record. NCBI's taxonomy places the organism in Eukaryota, Fungi, Mortierellomycota, Mortierellomycetes, Mortierellales, Mortierellaceae.
AUAAUUUUUUGCAUUACAACCAUCACAUUCCACUGCAUCACUGCAAAAAACUAAACGAAUAACAAAGAGCACCCCUCAAUUCCGUCCUCUUCCUAUCCUAUCAGACUAUCAAUUAUACCUGCAGCAUACAACAUAAACCUAACCGACUAACGAUUAUAGCCAUGGCUACAAAGGGUGCUUACAAACGACUCACCAAGGAGUACAUUAACAUCCAAAAGAGCCCACCAGCCUACAUCUACGCAAGACCACUUGAAUCGAACAUUCUGGAAUGGCACUAUGUACUCAAAGGACCACCAGAUACGCCUUACUAUGGAGGCGAAUACCACGGAAAGUUGAUAUUUCCAUCGGAUUAUCCAUUCAAGCCUCCAUCAAUUAGGAUGACUACACCAAAUGGGCGAUUUCAAGUUGAUACCCGCCUUUGUCUUAGCAUGUCAGAUUUCCAUCCUGCAACCUGGAACCCAAGUUGGAGUGUGGCUACUAUAUUAAAUGGGCUGUUAAGUUUUAUGUCGCAAGACGAGGCUACUACAGGAAGUAUUGUUACCUCAAAUUAUGAAAAGACAGAGUUAGCACGCCGUUCUCAUGCAUUUAAUAUCUCCAAUCCAAAGUUUAAAGAGAUCUUCCCCGAGCUUGUAGCAAUACAGCAGGUACCAUUACAUAUAGCUUUUCCUAAUGCACCUGUCACAGAGGCGCCGCCAGUUCGAGUAACCACGACUCCGCACCAAGGGAUUAUUCAAAGAAAAUCAGCCACAGGUGCUCAGCGUGCAGUCAUGGUUGGAACAGCGACACAGCAGGGCCAAGGAGUGGAUGCAGUAGUAGCAACGGGAGCAACAGGAGCAGGAGGUAACUUGGCAGCAGAUCGGGCUGCGCGGAGAGCGUCAUUAUUCUCAAUGAGUCAUUGGCACAAGUGGUUGGCAUUCUUCCUUGUUUUUGCAUAUCUUAUUAUAGCCAAGACCAUUACUCGUGCUACUGCAUCGGCUUCGACUUCAUCAUCAUCACUUUGAAAGAGUAAUUCAUCGAUUUAUGCUGACGAUAAAUUGUCUUUGAUGGAAAAGAAGCCUCGGGUGUAGCAGGUAGUUCAUACCCAGUCUUUUAUUGAAGAGAAAAGGAAAACCCGUG